CUUUUAGCGCUGGGCCACGCAAUCUGUUACCCAUGUCUUUGAAGGCUCACAGCCAGUAAGAUGCCAUGAGAGUCAUUAAAACCAACAGCUCCAAGCGCAGCUGCCAGGGUUUAAUCAGUGUCCUGAGCCAAGCUUCCCCUACGCAAAGCUUGGCGUGCUUCUUUUGUUUGACAUGUACCUCUGGGGAAGACGGCAAAUCCUCUCUUCUACCAUUCUUGGCUUGGAUGUUCCAGUCAAUUAUUUCUCUUGGAUUUUUGCAUUUCUCUCGCGCAGCUAGCAAUAGCUUUUCACCAGGGUCAAUUGAGGAAACCAUGAGGCUUGCGUCGACAUUCGCAGUGGCAGCGGCCUGCGCCGUUGGCUUGGCGCCACCCGCUGCGGCCCAGAAGGUUGUGCCCGUGGGAAUCAAACGAUCGGAUCACAAGUCGUCUGCGGUGCAAAAACGAGCCACUUUUACACAGAGCUUAUUCAACAACAUCACGGGCGCUGGUUAUUAUGCUGAUGUGGCCGUUGGUACACCGCCACAGAACUUGAGCUUGAUUCUCGAUACCGGAAGCAGUGAUAUCUGGGUCCUAUCAAGAGAUGCAAACCUGUGUGGAAGCUCAACGCGACAGAACAGAUACGGUUACUGCCUUGCUACAUAUGAGCCUUCAGACAGCUCAACAUACCACAAGGUUUCGAGCAAUUCAUUUGAUAUUCAAUAUGUCGACGGAACUGGUGCCGAGGGUGACUAUAUCAAGGAAGAUUUCUAUGUUGGAGCUGCCACAAUAACGCAGCUUCAAAUGGGCUUGGCGGUCAACUCCACGAUCCCUGCUGGCAUUAUGGGCAUUGGUUUUGCGACCAACGAAGCCUCGAGAACUCCCUACCCGAAUAUUAUGGAGGUUUUUGUUAGCGAAGGCUUGAUCGGUUCCAAGGCUUAUAGCUUGUAUUUGAAUGACUAUGACUCAAGUACAGGGACCAUCCUUUUUGGUGGUAUCGAUACAGAGAAGUACAUUGGGCAGUUGACCUCCGUCAAAUUGGUAGAGGACUCGCAAUCGGGGCAGAUCACGUCUUUCACUGUACCUUUGAAUAAUUUUACCCUGAGUGGCAGUGGGAUAUCCGACGUGACACUCAACAGUGCGACGCCAGUGGUUCUUGACUCCGGGACGACCUUGUCGUAUCUGCCAUCUCGCAUCGUCGACAAGAUCUACAAGGAAUUGGACGCCGUAUAUAGCGAGGAGUACAGCCUGACCUACAUUGACUGCAAAUAUCUAUCCCAAAAUCUCACCAUGGCCUUCCAAUUUGGCAGCUCGGAUGGUCCCACAGUCGUUGUUCCAGCGGAUGAAAUGAUAUUCGACAACGUGCAGGAGCUUGAGGACGCCGGCUACGCUACACCCUCGGACGUCGAUUUCGACAACGCUUGCACUUUUGGUCUCUUGGCAAGCGACGACUAUUACCUGCUCGGCGAUACAUUCUUGCGCAGCGCAUACGUAGUUUAUGACUUGCAGAAUUUGCAAGUCGCCAUUGCACAGGCAAACUUAAACAGCACGGAGAGCAACGUCGUUGAAAUUUCCAACAGCACGACCCAGCUUCCCGACGUCACGGGCGUUGCGAGCCAGGUCUCGGUUACGCAGACAGCAACGGGUCUUCCGGGUGUGGGCGGAGGUAGCACGACCGCUUCGGGGACGGCGUUGCCCACCGUCACGGUAACGGGCAGUGGCACGUCGAGCCCAAGCAGCAGCGGCAACGUUGGAGCGAGGAGUCUUCCUGCCCCCGAUUGGGGUGCGGCAGUCGUGGCGGUUCUUACAGCCCUUGGCAUGUUGGCAGGUGGUAUGAUGGUAGCACUUUAAGAGGAUUUGGUGCUCAAUGUAGCGCUAGACGGCGUUGUUAGCACGGCAACAUAGAUAUGACAAGGACUUUAUGAUCCCAAUAUGCUGACGUUGGACGAGCAUAAUAUAGGCAUCGUCUAUAUCUUACAAUAAACCGUGGAUGAAGAAUAAACCUGAUGACACGAAAGUAUGUUCACCGGAUCUGUCUGAACAUUAGUGUAUAUUAGACUGGCACUGUCCAUGCAUCACCAAGCACAUCAGAACUAGCACUACCCGAGGCCUGGAGUGAAUACGCUUCCGUAAACUAAGCAUAAUUUUAAGGAC
This is a messenger RNA of Truncatella angustata, 2129 nucleotides long. Its product is annotated as aspartic peptidase domain-containing protein. The coding region runs from base 66 to 1826 and encodes 586 amino acids. The transcript has 3 exons. NCBI's taxonomy places the organism in Eukaryota, Fungi, Ascomycota, Sordariomycetes, Amphisphaeriales, Sporocadaceae. The record is from RefSeq and is a predicted model, not a curated record. Gene Ontology annotation, molecular function: aspartic-type endopeptidase activity. Gene Ontology annotation, biological process: proteolysis.